AAGAAGUUACCCGUUAAAAUAAGAAAAUCUUGUGUCAACAGGAAACAAAAUGGGGGCCCUAUCACUCUUUUAGGGUAUAAUAAGGCCAUAACUUGCUCCCUCUCUCUACCAGAAUUUCUGUUGACAUCCUUUGUUUGGGAGAGAGAAAGAGAGAGAGAUGGGAAGUAGGGUUCUCGAAUUUUGAAUUCGGUUUAUUCGGACUACUUCUCUCUUACUAACUCAUAGCAAUUCCUCUUCAAUUUCUGGGGUUUUGUUUUUCGGUGUUCUUCACCAUUUGAUGUUGCCAAAUUUCUUGGUUUCUCUCAUUUUUAAACGAACCCCUUCUUAAAUUAAAACUCCUCAAUUUCAUUCUUUGAUUUUAUAAGGAAUUUAUUGUCGUGGGAAAUUUCCCAGUUUAAUUUUAAUUUCGUAUUCUAAUGUGAUUUUUUUUUUUCCCGUUUUCUUCUACAGCUUUAUUCCUUAUCUGUUUUCUGAAUUUGGUAACUUUUGCCUUCUGGGUACACUCAUGUGUUUUAAACUAUUGCCAUGGUGUUGCCAUAAUUAGAAUAUUUUGUCCGUUAGGAAAAGAAAGAAACAGUGGGUAAGUGGUAUAUGAAUGAUUGAAACCACCUUCUUGUUUUCAGUUGAGAUCAUAUGAUUUUAUGACUUGGAGUUAAUGGGUUUUCACUUUUUUCUGUGGUCGAAAUAUUUAUGUAUUUUUUGAUUUUGAAGUGAUUGGUUUCCCAUUUGUGAGAAUCUGUAUGAAAUUCCAGGUGAAAGCUCUAAGCUUUGAUGUAUCAUCUUCAAUUUUAGGCUUGCCCAUAUUACAAAAUUCAACCAUCUUUCAACUUUAAUGGCGUUUCCUAGGUUUCAAUUGUGGGGAUUACCCUUGUGGGGUGGAAAGGAUGAUACCGAAAACAUCUCGAAAAUCAGUUCUUUAAAUUCCUUGUCCGAUUGUGGUUUUGGCCUAAGGGAGAUUGAGAGUGUGAAAUUCCCAUUGAAGAAGGGGGCUAGGAUGACCUCGUCUUCUUCAUCUUCUUCACCUAGGAAGAUUAAGAAGAAAUGGCAUAGCAGAGAAGAGAGGAAGAUUGAGAGAGAGCAUGAUGUAGUUAUGGUUCCAAGUGAUGGGGUUUGUUUAUCAGGGUCUGAAUCUGAGGAUUCUGAUUGGUCCAUUGGGUGGUUGGAGCCUCAUGGCCCUGAUUUCUUAAGUGAUGAUGAAAAUGAUGAUAGUUUUGCAGUCUUGGUUCCUUGUUAUAGAAAGGGGCCAGUUGAGAGGCCUAAUACCCAAUUUCUGAAUACUAUCAAGAAUCUCAGCAGUGAGCCCUUCUCUGAAGGGAAGAACCUGAUGGACCAGUGGCUCUCUUCACUGCAAAACUUCUGAAGCUCUGAAGCCGCACCAUCAAAUGUUUGAUAAUAAAUAAGUUGAUGGUUCUUAUUGUGUGUUUGGAGUUUGAAGCUAUUGGCUAUUACGAGUAUAUCUGUGAUAAAAAUGAAGGUUUGGGGAAAAACAGAAGAAUCAAUAAAUGUCCAGAAAACCAGGAGCAGAAAUGAUGCUGCUACUAUAAGCAUGUUCUUGACCGAGGUUAGCUCAAUCCGAAAUGGGUUGCUGAACCUUUUCCUUCCAAUCAUUGUAAAGACCAUUAGAGAAUGUAAAUAUUUUGUAAUAUAACUCUGCCUGAUUCCCCACCCUUUGUCCUGAAGUAGUUUGUAAAUAUUUAUGCUUUUUGUAGAACAUUGCUCUUCUAACUAACAAGCGAAACAUGUAGUACUCUGUUGCAAAACAUGCAGUUUGCAUAUGAUUGUAAAUAUUUCUGUUACAUACGCGUACCCUAUUGUAUGAUGAUGUAUAUAUAAUUAGUACGAUAAUUUGCAUA
Molecule: messenger RNA, 1853 nt
Organism: Spinacia oleracea (spinach)
Lineage: Eukaryota; Viridiplantae; Streptophyta; Magnoliopsida; Caryophyllales; Amaranthaceae
Exons: 2
Coding region: 833-1360 (175 amino acids)
Source: RefSeq, a predicted model, not a curated record